AUGAAACGUUUUUCCCAAAUUCUGUGCGUAGCCUUUUUGGUGGCGCAGGUAAGAGGCCAAAAUUGCGUUGAGGAGGCGUUAAACUGCGAUGACCCCGUUCCGACCAUCUUUAAGUUGGGUGAUCAAUCGUGUGCUUGCAACAGUGCAGGUCAUGCCGGAGCACUGAAAUUCUUAAACAGCAAGGUACAAGUUUGCUUGGGAAACGAGUGGAAGACCUUUCAGUUUGUAGAGGACAUCGAAUACGGCACCGAGAAGAAUCCUGGUUCAUCCUGUAAAGAUAUCAAGGAUAAAGCUGUUGGAAAACAGCUUAGCAAUGGAGUCUUCUGGAUCAAACUGCAAGGUAUUGUUAAGAUUUCAGAUGAUUUAUUUUCUUUUCAGCCUCGAGUACAGUUCCCAACUAUCUCUUUUAAAGGUUAAGGGCAUUGAAAUCUAGGGAAUCGUAAAGUAAAAUAAUGCACUGAUCAGUGUGAUUUGUUCAUAGGUUCAUGCCUCAUACCGCGUAAGGCCAACUCUCGAGCCUUUAUUUGAGAGUUUCAUGGGUAUUUUAAUCAAUGGUACCUGUCUUACUGACUCUCUCAUUUCGGUAUCCUUUAUUGCAUAAGCACAAAUCCAAAAUUGGCUUUAUAGAUUUGUAAAGGCCAUGUGUUUAGUAUCGUUUAGUAUCGGAGUAGUUGCGAGCUUACUCUUUAUUGCUACCUACAAUACACCUUAACGAGAUUGACUCAGCAAUUAUUCAAGUUUUACUCUGAGGUUGUUUUUUAGGUUAUUUAAGUUUUCGAGACUGCACUCUUUUCAUGAUUAACAUUUAAUCAAAAGGCAUAUUAUUUUCAGCUCGAAGUUCAUAAGUCGGGCAAAAGGUUUCAAUAUUGCAUGACACAUUUUUAGCGAGAUACCUAAGAUACACAACAUUCCAAAAGCUUAAUUAUCAUUCAUCAUCAGCGACUGAAUCAACUUAGCAGGGUAAUCAAACCUUUUUUUAUCUUUUGUAAUGGAUGAAUGAAUGCAUGUCCUCUAACGUAUUCACUAGCGACCUAUUUUUCACUUCCUUGGCAUAAUUUUUUUCCAAUAGGCGUUUCGGGUGCUUUUCCAGUUUAUUGCGACAUGGACGCAGGAGGUAAGCGUAUUCUUGUGGCACCGAAUAAGUUCUAUGUAAAAUAAUCAGUGAUGAAAACUGAAGAAAACAAUCGUAGAAUCUUAAGGUUUUGUCAAAUAUCAGUGGGUUUCGUUAAAAAUUUCUUAAAGUAGCGUUCACAAACAGCUAUUACUUUGUUUAUCGCAUAGAACUGAAUUGGCGAAAAAAUUAUUUUUCGCGUCAUGCAGCUCUUUCAAAAAAAAACCAAAACAAAACAAAUAUUCAUAUUAGCGUGCCGCGAGGAACUCUGGAAAGUCUGACUUGCCCAACGGACUUCCGCUUUAGUCUGUUCCUUAGAUCAUGAUACUUUUAUAGACGGAGAUAAAAAUUAUAUGAUUUCUGGAGGCUCAAGGUUCAGAUUCAGUUUUCCAAACUUCGGGCAACCGGCCAUAUAUUUCAUGUUAUUCAUUACUAGGUUGGACCUUGGUAUUCAAGGCAGUGAGUGGUGUUGAUAAGAAGAUCUGGGACACGUAUAAUUCGGCCCAGACCUCUUCCGAGUCAGUUGAUGCUGCCCUUGAUGUCACAAACAAGUUCAAAGAUCACUACAAGAAUAGAGUGGUGUUAAACUGGAGUAGCUUCAAUCCAUCUCAGGUUAUGAAAGUCAAAAUUUUACUUCAGGCUUAAACUUUGUAACAGGCUUAAAUAGGAUUCAAAACCAUUGAGCCAAUCUGCAGUACCCAAACAUCCCCCUGACCUCGCCCAAUAAUCCUUCACGCAUCAAUGAAAGCUUUAUUUUGACAUUCACUUCAGUUUUGAAUAACUGCAAUGAUCUUUUCUUGGAAAAGAGCUCGCCUUUCGGAAUAGAAGAUGUCUGCGUAAAAAUAUCUGAGCAUACAAUUGGAGGCUUUGGUGUAUUUCUAUAAAACUUCAAAAUUAACAUCCACGACACUCGAAGGUGCAAUGCUAUUCAUACCUCCAAAAUUUUAUCACGAUCCUGUUUAGCCCCAAUUUUCGCUAAAACUUAUAUUUAUUUUGACAUUUCAAUUAAUCAAGUACUCUUAACCCCUAAAUGAUUUUUUUGAGAAUUAUAAUUAUGUAUUUUUGAGACUUAAACUUCGUUCCACCUGUGGAAUGAUGAAUUCGAUUUGCCCCCCUCAGAUAGCAUUUUAGUCAAGUUUUUCACUUGCAGUUUUAAAAGUGUUUUUUUUUUUUUUCAAUUCUGAACUGAAAGAAGGUCAUUCAUUCACCGGUUCAUUCAAUCAACUCUUCCAUCCAUCUGUUCAUUCAAUUUCGUUCAUUCGCUCACUCACGUCAUGCACUCGUAUAUUUCCCUCAUUCUAUUUUAUUCAUCCAUUUAUUCAGGCAAAAGUGGUCCUGUACACAGGUGCAGCCAGUCAAAAGGAACUCCUUUUUAACGCAGUUGGAACGGACAAACUGAAUUGGUUCUCCGUGGGUAAACUUGUUUCCUCCUCAUGGACUGAUAUCAAGAGCGAACCAAGGAACUACUUUUCAAUUCGGGGAGGAUGCGGUGGCGGAAAUUGUCGGAGCUUUUUCAUUAACCGGAACUAUGGCGGGUGUGGGGUGGAUGCUGGAUGGCUGGUAACCCCUGGCGUGUGGUGCUCGUGGGAAACCAAUGCUGACCACACCAAAAGAGUCUUGUACAGCAAGCUAUCUACGUAUACCGAUUGGAAUGUCAAAAGUAAGUACUCCAAAGUCAUUCAUUUAUUGAUUUUGUUUUAGCGUUUCUGAUCAUGUGACUUUUUCAGAGGAGCCCAGAAACUGGAGACAUUUCAAACACAAAGGUUAUCUAAUUACGGGUUUCCUGUUGAUGAAGGUUUUUCUUUUGAGCUUUAUCAAAAGAGUCAUACGGUUUUACUGAAAACAACGUGAUUUAAUGGCUUGUGCGAAUUAGUAUAACUCCUGUAAGACAACUUGGCUCCAACAUCCUAAAGCAUGCACACCAUAUCGCCAUUACAACGUUCGCGCAGACGUUUGACCUCUGUGUGGGGCCAGAAGUUUUAUAUUAGAACUUUAAGGCGUCAUGGACGGCGCGUUUACAAGCACAGAAACAUUGCCGAACAUUUUUGUACGAUGAGAUCGCGAAAACAGAUCUGAUCAACUUGAUUGUGUUCGUAUGAAGAAGCUUAAAAACGAGGGACCAAAAAUGGAAAAAUAGAAUUCUUGCAAUAUUCAUUUUCAGCUUAACUCCUCAGGUGAUAUAAGGAAUGUGUGUUCCCUUAAUGGUCAUGGAUUGGUUGAUAUCUUAUGAGUCUAUAACAUCCAUAGUAGUAACCCGUACAAGGUGAUUACGAUACCGAGGAAAUACUUUCAAGAAAAUGUUUUCUCCUCUUGUCACGAGUAUGGAACGAAAGAAAAAAUUUCUCGAGUCCACUACGAGAAAUCGAAAACCAGACCUUAGGAUUCCGCGCUCUAAUGUUCUUUCACAAUGAGCCUCAAAGUCAGGCCAUCAGUAGCUUCAUAUCUGAUACGCGUCCUGCGUACUGCUAUAAUUAGCAAUCAAAAUUUGCGCAGUGUAAUUUCUUUUCGAUCCUGAAUAAGUAACGGAGGACGUUUUUACCUGCCGUAGGAAAUCAUCAUAAGAAAAUAGAUCUGUUUCCGGACAAGAGAACAUUUUUGAGCAACAGUUAAAGAUGGCUGAUAACUUAGAGUAACAAUCACUCGUUCACCUCUUAAGUAUUUUCGUUAUUACCUGUCUUUAAGGAUCUUAAGCAAACCACGACUGCGACGGCAACGAGGAUGUAUGAAAAACAAAAGAUUUAUUAGGCAGAACAAUAGCUCAGCUCGUUCGUUUUAAAACUUUGUACAUUUCCUAGCUUUUCUCGGAAAACAGCAACGUGAAAUCACCAAAAUAUGCGUCUAAGGUCUAAGGUCUAAGGACAGAAAUCUCGACGGCAGAUUAUUCAGGUUUCCAGUUGGAACUCAGCGCUUUUUGACAUACGUUAUGUUGAAGUUGGCGUGUGUCGCUGUAAGAGACGGUAAACAAAUCCUUCCAUUCGCGAAAUUCUUGCCAAAAAUAUCAAUUCAUUUUUAAUCGAGGUUUUCCUCGGCGUUGCUGUCCACCUCGCUUGCCAAAAUGGUCCCUACUGUUAAGGAAUGCUUUGUAUCUCUCUCCCUUUUGAGUCUCCCCGUUUUCCUCAAAUUGUUGGUCUCUGAAGACACCCAAACUGUUCUGAGAAAACAAACACUUAAAGAAAUAAAAACUUUGAAAUAAUCACCCCAAAACCAGUUUCUGAACUAAUACAUAUGUUUUCUCAAUAUCACCAGACAAUGUAGGAGUUGCUGAUGUACUGGCCGUUUUCCUGAUGUGAG
Pocillopora meandrina is the source of this 4402-nucleotide messenger RNA. The record is from the annotation of a GenBank genome assembly. Lineage: Eukaryota; Metazoa; Cnidaria; Anthozoa; Scleractinia; Pocilloporidae.